Messenger RNA from Symbiodinium sp. CCMP2592, 1638 nucleotides. The record is from the annotation of a GenBank genome assembly. NCBI's taxonomy places the organism in Eukaryota, Dinophyceae, Suessiales, Symbiodiniaceae.
AUGUCCGACGACCAUCAUGUACCUACCGCUGCACACGGCUUGAACCCUGAGCCGGGUGAACGCCUCGCGCGACCAUUCACAAGAUUCGCGAAGCUCUCCAGCUCCGGCGGGAUCGUCCUGCUGCUCAUGACCGCGAUCGCGAUGAUCUGGGCAAACUCCAAGUACGCCGAUACCUACAACGACAUCUUCUACAAGACCAAGACCACCAUCGCUGUCUCAAUCGAGCCGGAUCAUACUGACUCUGGAGCGCAUCACGGCGAAGCGGACCUACACACAACUGAUCACAGCGAAGACCACGGCGAGUCCGCGAUUGAACACGCCGCUAACGAGAUCGAAGAAGCUGUUGAAGACCACUCCAUGGUAGCCGAAGGCAAGGACGCUCACGCCGACGAUGGGCACGAUGGACACGGCGGACAUGGCUGGAUUCCGGUGACCGAAGAACCCAUGUGGUAUCAACAGCACUCCUCGGCGCUGUGGAUCAACGAUCUGCUCAUGGCGAUCUUCUUCCUCGUCGUCGGACUGGAAAUCAAACGCGAGAUCCUCGUCGGCGAGCUCGCAUCACCUAAGCGAGCCGCACUCCCGAUCUUUGGUGCUCUCGGCGGGAUGAUCGGUCCGGCACUGAUCUUCGUCGCGUUCAACUUUGGAAAAGAAACCAUCGGUGGUUGGGGUAUCCCGAUGGCGACCGACAUCGCGUUCGCAGUCGGUAUCCUUGCGAUGCUCGGAUCGCGCAUCCCGAACUCACUCAAAGUAUUCCUCACCAGUCUCGCAAUCGUCGAUGACCUUGGCGCGCUCGUCGUGAUCGCGGUGUUCUAUACAGAGAAUCUCGAGCUCGCAUAUCUCGGAUACGCCGGCUCCAUCGUCGCGGUCCUGAUGUUCAUGAAUGUCCUGCGUGUGCGCUGGAUAACGCUCUAUCUCGUGAUGGGACUCCCGUUGUGGUACUUCGUGUACAUGUCAGGAGUCCACGCGACCAUCGCGGGCGUGCUGCUCGCGUUGACCAUCCCAGCGCACGCACGCGUCAACGCGGUCAACUAUGUCUUCUCGACGCGCAAGGCGCUCGAUGUGUUCGCAAACGCGCACGAUGAUCCGGAGUACGAUGUGACCGAAUCAUCGGAACGCCGCGCCGCAGUGAACGCGAUCAUGUACAACUCGCGCCUGGUCAUGCCACCGCUCCAUCGCAUCGAGCAUGUGCUCCAUCCUUGGGCCGCGUUCGUCAUCAUCCCUGUCUUCGCGCUUGCGAACGCAGGGAUCCCGAUCCACGGCGGGAUUUCUGAGAACCUUUCCGAUCCAGCCGCCAUCGGGAUUAUCCUCGGCUUGGUCAUCGGUAAACCGCUCGGAAUCAUCGCGCUCUGCUACAUCGCGUACUUAAUGGGUAUCGCCUCGCUCCCUCGCGGCGUGUCGUGGCGCCAUAUCCUCGGCGCCGGAUGCCUCGGCGGGAUCGGAUUCACCAUGGCAAUCUUCAUCGCAAACCUCGCGUAUGCGAAUAACAUCACACACCUCGAGCACGCGAAACUCGCGAUCCUCGUCGCGUCUGCGAUUUCUGCGAUCGCUGGUGCUGUGAUCUUGCUGACAUGCAAAGCACGACCCGAGCCGGAACCAGAAACCAUGGGACCACUCGUCGAUGACGACGAAGACGAGUAA